GACCCCAUGAAGAUAAUGGCUGCUUGUUAUAUAACUCAAGCCAUCGAAGCAACCCCAUCGUACCUCAAAAUGUCAAGCUCUUUAAUCUGCUUCUCCUUCUUCUCGUUCUUUAUUCUCAUCUUGGCAUUUUCUGCAGAAGGAAUUGAAUGGAAGAACUUGACAGCCAGAAGGCAGCUUGAGGAUGGGGAUGGAGAUGGGGAUGAAUCACCUUGCAGAACAGGCAAUCCCAUUGAUGAUUGUUGGAGAUGUGACCCAAACUGGGAAUCAAACAGGAAAAUGUUGGCAGAUUGUGCUGUCGGGUUCGGGCGCAACGCAGUGGGAGGUAGAGAUGGCAAAAUUUAUUUAGUUACCGAUUCAGGAAACGACGAUCCUCAGAAUCCAAAACCGGGUACUCUGCGGUAUGCAGCUCUCCAAGAGGAGCCUCUUUGGAUAAUCUUCGAUCACGAUAUGGUGAUUAACUUGAAGGCAGAGCUUGUGAUAAACUCAUUCAAGACCAUUGAUGGGAGAGGGUUCAAUAUCCAGAUUGCAAAUGGCCCUUGCAUUGCAAUUUACAAUGUGAGUAACAUAAUUGUGCAUAACAUUUUCAUUCAUGACUGUUUACCUGCUGGGAAUGCUCUAGUGAGGGACACACCUAGCCAUUACGGAUUGCGAGGGCGAUCGGAUGGGGACGGAAUCUCUAUCACCGGAUCAAGAGAUGUGUGGAUUGAUCACUGUACUUUAGCUAACUGCAAAGAUGGACUCAUUGAUGCUGUGUAUGGCUCCACAGCCAUUACAAUCUCAAACAAUUACAUGUUUCAUCACAAUGAAGUGAUGCUUCUGGGGCACAGUGAUGAGUUUGUUGAUGAUAAGAAUAUGCAGGUCACAAUUGCCUUCAAUUUUUUUGGGGAAGGCUUGGUUCAAAGGAUGCCCAGGUGCAGGCAUGGCUAUUUUCAUAUUGUCAAUAACAUAUACACUGGCUGGGAGAUGUAUGCAAUUGGUGGAAGUGCCAAUCCUACAAUUAACAGCCAAGGAAAUGUCUUUAUAGCAUCAGACAAUAGAUUUACAAAGGAGGUGACCAAGCAUGAAUCAGAAGACGAGGAAGAGUGGAAGAAAUGGAACUGGAGAUCAGAUGGAGACAGAAUGCUUAAUGGCGCUUUCUUCACAUCGUCAGGAGAAGAAUCUCCAGGAAGCUACUUGAAAGCUUCAAGCAUGGUGGCUAGACCAGCCUCAAUGUUAACCAUUUACACUCCAUCUGCAGGCGCCAUGAAUUGCCAGAGAGGCCACCAUUGCUAAUUAAAUGGGUGGUGGCACCUAAUGUUCACAUCUUCUUUCACUGUAAUUUAAGGCUUGUAAUUUAAGAUUCAACCAUUUGAACAAUUUUUAUUUCUA
Molecule: messenger RNA, 1368 nt
Organism: Mangifera indica (mango)
Lineage: Eukaryota; Viridiplantae; Streptophyta; Magnoliopsida; Sapindales; Anacardiaceae
Product: putative pectate lyase 21
Exons: 4
Coding region: 7-1272 (421 amino acids)
Molecular function (GO): pectate lyase activity
Source: RefSeq, a predicted model, not a curated record